Molecule: messenger RNA, 10011 nt
Organism: Poecile atricapillus (Black-capped chickadee)
Lineage: Eukaryota; Metazoa; Chordata; Aves; Passeriformes; Paridae
Gene: TMEM161B
Product: transmembrane protein 161B
Exons: 12
Coding region: 347-1807 (486 amino acids)
Source: RefSeq, a predicted model, not a curated record
GCAGUGCCCUGCCCGGGACAGGCUGGCUCCGCGGCGCCUGACAGGGCUGUCGCCGAGGGGCCCGCGGGCCCUGCGCCCCGGCAGGCGCCUCUACCUUCUUCGCUUGUCGGCAGCCCGCGGGUGUGGAGCGGUGAGGCCGGGGCUGUCCGUCGCGGCGCGGUCUCAGCGCUGCGGGGCCCCGUCCGCACAGGCAGCUUGUAGGACAGCUCAGGCGGGCCUUGUUGGCGGCAGGAUCCCGGCGUGACCUCGGCGUGCGCUGUCGGGAGCGGCGGGCGGGCGGAUUUAUGUGCCGGGAGUGGGGCCGAGCCGGGCGGCAGCGGCGGCUGGCGGGGCCGGCGCGGGCAUCAUGGGUGUGAUAGGUGUACAGUUGGUGGUUACCAUGGUAAUGGCUAGUGUCAUACAGAAGAUCAUACCUCACUAUUCUCUUGCUCGUUGGCUUCUCUGUAGUGGCAGUUUACGGUGGUAUCAACAUCCCUCUGAAGAAGAACUGCGGAUUCUUGCAGGGAAGCAAAGAGGGAAGAGUAAAAAAGAUAGAAAAUACAAUGGUCACAUUGAAAACAAACCCUUAACCAUUCCAAAAGAUAUUGAUCUUCAUCUGGAAACAAAAUCUGUAACAGAAAGGGACACUAUUGCAUUGCAUUACUUUCCGGAAUAUCAGUGGUUGGUGGAUUUCACUGUUGCAGCUACAGUUGUGUAUGUGGUGACAGAAGCCUAUUACAGCAUUAUGAAGCCCUCUCAAGAAAUGAAUAUCAGCAUCGUGUGGUGUCUGCUUGUUUUGGCUUUUGCGGUUAAGGUACUGUUUUCAUUGACUACCCAUUAUUUCAAAGUUGAAGAUGGAGGUGAAAGAUCAGUCUGUGUCACCUUUGGUUUUUUCUUCUUUGUGAAAGCAAUGGCAAUACUCAUUGUGACUGAAAACUAUCUAGAGUUUGGAUUGGAAUCAGGAUUCUCGAAUUUCUCAGAAAGUGCUAUGCAGUUUCUUGAAAAACAAGGUUUGGAAUCCCAGGGUCCUGUGUCUAAACUAACCUUCAAAUUGUUCCUGGCUGUUCUGUGUUCACUUAUUGGUGCUUUUUUGACAUUCCCUGGCUUGCGACUGGCUCAAAUGCAUCUGGAUGCUCUGAAUUUAGCAACAGAAAAAAUAACACAAACAUUGCUACAUAUAAACUUCUUGGCACCUUUAUUUAUGGUUCUGCUGUGGGUAAAACCAAUCACUAAGGACUACAUUAUGAGCCCACCUUUGGGCAAAGAGAGCAUUCCUUUAAUGUCAGAGGACACAUUUGAUACUGUCAGAUUGUGGAUUAUAAUCAUGUUGUGCAUUUUACGGUUGGCUAUGAUGCGUCAUCAUUUACAGGCCUAUCUGAAUUUAGCCCAGAAAAGUGUGGAUCAGAUGAAAAAGGAAGCUGGUAGAAUAAGUAUGGUUGAUUUACAGAAAAUGGUAGCUCGAGUAUUCUAUUAUCUCUGUGUAAUUGCACUUCAGUAUGUUGCACCAAUGGUAAUGCUUCUUCACACAACUCUGCUCUUGAAAACACUAGGUAAUUAUUCUUGGGGCAUCUACCCAGGAUUGAAUUCUGACACUCCAGUAGAAAACAGUCUGCUUCCCAAUUCUGUUUAUUCUGAGUCUCCACCUGCUGAUGGAAAGAUGAAAGUAACUGUAGUACAAAUAACAAUGGCUCUGGGAAGCCUAAAGAAUAUUUUCACUCCUCUCCUGUUCCGGGGACUUCUGUCUUUUCUCACCUGGUGGAUUGCUGCUUGCCUAUUUUCUACAAGCCUUUUUGGGCUCUUCUAUCACCAGUACCUGACUGUGGCGUGAACAAGUCAACUGACAGAGCAAAUGUGAGGUCAAAUACUAGAUACAAACCCAGGUACCCAAGAGGAGAUGAAGAGAAAAGAAAACCAUAUAUGUGAAGAGAAAACAUAUCAUAAUUACUUUUAAACACUUCCUUGGUGUUCUCAGGGUGAAUAAUCUUAAGAUGUUUAAAAUUUCAACUGGGUUUGUUAUUUUUGUUACCCAAAUGGUAGGUAACUAAUUCAGUUAUAGUCCUGGGAUUGACUGACAUUAUUGUCUUGUAGAUGUUGGUAAGCAUGCUGAAAAGAUGUGACCUCUGAGUAUCUUGGUUUCCAUAAACAGCAAGCCAAACUCAAAAAUUUGCUUUUUAAGCAUCAACAGUCACUGACUGAACUGCAUUCAAAGGGUACUGGACAUAGUGAUGGUGGCUGCCUAUCAAUUAAGUCUUGAAACUGAGCCAUACAGUGAAAGGAGAGAGAGGGGAUUUUAAAAAAAAAAAAUUCUGUUGGAUAGCUAUUGAUCACUUUUCUCCUUGGAAAAUGAAAAAAUCCAACAGGACUAAAGAGAUACUGUAUAUUACAGUAAGGAAAGUUGUAUAAAAUAUAAAUUUAACAGGAGUAGAUGUAUGUACCUGGCAGGUAUUGCUGCCUACAUAUUUUGCAGGAGUGCUUGUGCAGUAAGAAGAGAGUUAUAACAAAUACAUUAUUUUAGUCCCUGAAGUCAUUUUGAAGUAAUGGCCAUCUGUAUUGGUGCUAGUAUUGAUCCACAGAUUGCAUCUGGAUCUUUUAAAUUUCUUCUUUUGAUGUAGUAGAUAAAUUCCAUUGAAUUUACAAAAGAAUAGAAAAUAAUUAGUGACACCAGUCAAACAUUUCUAAACAAAACAGUUUAAUCCUGCUGACUGAUGGAGUAUGUAUAUGUGUAACGAACAUACAAAUAUAUAUUAUAUAUUAAAUAUAUAAUAUAUAAGAAGGUAUGAAAUAUGGAAUCUUUAAAUUCAUCAAUGUAUCUUACAUGGCUGUGGGAAAGGGGUAUAUGUGUAUCUAGUAAUUUCAAGAUUCCCUUUUGAAAUUAAACUAAUUUUUUUUUUCUUUUUUUUUAGUUCAGGUGGAAGGGCUAUUUGGUUUUUGUGCCUCUUUAGAGGUACUUAGCUAUACUGAAGAACUUACACUGUCUUGGAAGAAAAGAUCUACUUAAACUGUUAAUCUUAAAAUUUCUCCUCCGUCAAAUCAUCCUCUUUUGCCAAUUUAAUCUGUGCUAACUUGAACGUAUAAUGAUAAUUAAUAUAUCUUGGCUUCAGAAAUAGGUUUUCUGUAUAAUAAAACAGCUAUGUAAUAAGAAAAAGAGCAAAGUACUAACUUUACAGUUUUUGCUUAACUGGAGAGAUAGGUUCCAAUCAUAAAAUUAUUGACAGUUUUUCAGAUGUUUUGUGUAUUUGCAAAACAGAAAUGGGGAUUUCUAUGUAAUAGCUUUUUUUAAACAAUAUUACACUUUGCAGAAGUCAGUGGGUUUUUUAACUAAUACUAGCUGGUUUUAUGUUACUGUUCUUUUUCUCUUGAAUUUGUGUACAGCUUUGGCAUAUAAUAAGCAUUUAUAAAUGGAAAAGCUUAACUAAACAUUUAAUAUGUAGCAAACCUACCAUAUGGGAAAACAAACUCAAUGAAUGCAGAAAAUCAAGAUUUUAAGCUGGUGAUAAACUAUUUUACUGUGUUGAAAACCUUCUAAGUUCUUUAUUAGUUUAUUAAGUUGUAUUUUUGGGGGAAAGAUUUAUGUACACCAGCCUAGUACCUACUGCAUGCAUUUGGGAUGUCAGAGAACAUCUUGCAUGACACUACUGGUUUCAUUGCAGUAUUUCAGUGUGACUGGGGCUGCAAGCUUUGUUGUUUUCACACCAACUUUUUGUAACUAACAAGGAUGAAGGCUUAACUGUGAAUUGGCUUAAAGGAUAAUAUUUGACCUCAUAGUUUCAAAUCUCAAAGCAUUCCUACAAAGUAUCUUUCAGAUGAAUAAUUGAAUGACAAAAUAUGACAAGUCCAACAAUACUGGACCCACUUUUGUAUUAGUUCAAGAUAUAUCAUUACUACAAGAUACAACAUCACUAAUAGAAUUAUUAAGUCCAGCUUUUAGGUUAGAGUUAAGUGUUCAAUGCCAAUCUUUUGUUCAGAAAAAUAGAACAGUGCAAAACAUUUGAUUCUGAUAGUGAACUUGCCUGAUGAAGCUCACUAUAUAGGAGAUGUAACCUGUUGUUACAAUCUGAAGGAGUAAAUUUUGGAUACUUAAGAAUAUUUCAAACUAAUAUUAAAAAAGAGUUUCUGCUGAUAUAGUCAUUCUGAAAGCUCAUAAUCAAAAGUGAACUGCAGUUAUAUAAUAAUGCAUUCAGCAGAGGUAAUAACUGGAUCAUGUACGUGAAAUUCACAAAGCUUUUGCUAAGAGCUUAUGCCACCUUACUAUUCAGACAUCACACUGAUCACCAUGAAAAAUAGGCACCUGGUGUUACAAACAUGAGGAUCUGUGCUUGUAGCCACUGUGCUAUUUCAUUGUUCUACAGAAUUGAAUGCUUGACUUCCUGGUCAGCAGUGAGGGCAAGAUGAUCUUUCUUUGGAUCUAUUUAAUCCUGUCAUGAGUCUGCAAGGCUUAUGAAAAACUAAAAUAUGGCAAUAAAAGCCUUUGAAACAUAUGGUGACAGUGAAACCAGAGGGACCAUAUUGCUAAGGUUGUGAGCAGUGCUUCCUACAAGUAUGUGAUACGAUCAAAAAUGUGUUUUAAAGUAGCAACCAUGGUAGUCCUGACUUCAUGUGUAUUGUGUGAGGUUCAAAGGAAAAUCUGCUCACUUCUGUAGUAAGUUCCUUUGAAACAGCAGCUAGCAAAUGCUUUUAUUGUUUGCUUGGUUUUUUGUUUGUUUCAUGGAAACCUUAAUGAGCACCUGGCAAUGGAGAAAAAGAAUCUUGCAGAAAUGGAAAAGCAAGUAAAAUGUGACUGAAAGGUUGGUAGGUGUUACUCAGGUUUCUAAACAUUUUGUCUUGCUUUUUGCCCUCUACUUAGCCAAAAAAUUUUAGAAUGGUUUGGGUUGGAAUAAAUCUCAAAUGGACAAGUUUCCACCAGACCAGGUUGCUCCAAGCCCUGUCAAACAUGGCCUUGAACACCUCCAGAGAUGGGCAGCCACAGCUUCUCUGGGUAACUUUUAUCUAGUGCCUCACCACCUUCACAGGCAAGAGUCUCCACCUAACACCUCUCCUUUUUUAGUUUAGGACUGUUCCCCCUUGUCUCUGCCUGUGCAAAAAGUCAUUCUCCCUCUUUUUUAUAAUCCCCUUUAAGUACUGGAAGGCACAGUGCGAUCUCCCUUAGUUUCUGAGGGAUUUUAGAAGGAAAGGUUUUAGAAUGACAUGUUCCUUUGGCAAACAAUCUUUGUUUCUUCUUAAAUUAAGAUCUCCCUCUUUUAGUGAUAGGAUUCUGUUGCCAAUCUACAGUACUUUCCCUGUGUUUCCUACUCAGAACCAAGUAGGCUAAAUUAGUUCAAGAUUGUAUUUUGACUUCUGUUUAGUUUAUCUAUUUUUGAAGGAUUAUUUCAUUUAAACAGUUCAAAUAACUUCAAAUUCCAUCUGACACACUAACAAACUUGUUAACAUUUGUUUAAAAGCUGCACUUUUAUUACGUAGGUCCCUCUAGACAUAGGGUUAAGAUAGCGAUAAAUCCAAGUCUUCCAGCAAGUUCAGGGAGGUCCAGAAAUAACACUUGGGCUAUUUCUGAGCUAAGAGAAGUUGAUUAAGAACAGAGGAAUACAUUAUAGAAAGUGUAUUCUUACACUUUGUAGUUGACAUUCUCAGGCUGUACUUGCCCUCUUUUGAUUCCUUCUCAAGCUAUAGUUUAUGCCAGUUUUUGAGGUUUUGUUAGCUGCAGUCUUUUCCAGAAUUCGCUUGCAUAAAGGAUCCACAGAUUAAAUAGUAGCAUCAGUACAAGAGAACAUCCAUGUACAGAAGAUACUUACAGAAAACUAACUUCUGUUGCAGUCAUUCUUCUCCUCAUUUGGAUCACAAGUACUGCAAGGUGUUUAAACAGAGAUAUGUUCUUCACUGGAUUGUAAAGUCAAAUUUGUCUUAAGAACAAAAAUGCUACCAAGACAUCAACACAACAUUUAGGCAGCAUAACCUCAUGUAGCAUAACCUCUAUGUAGUGGUUAGCAAGUACAGAAAUUUCAGCUAACUUCAAAGAACAAUUCAAAGUGCUGUACUUCUUUACAGUAACUACAGCUAAGUGGUAAUGGGGAUAUUGGAUAUAUCACAUAGAAAAUUGAACACAUUUGAUCUUAAAGCUGUUGGAAGGCUCUCCAAGGUAAAAGGCUUUUGUAUCUUUAUUCUCAAAUAGCUGUGCUUUCCACAGAGAUCAUUUUGAUCAGUUUUUAAAUACUACGCUUCAUGCUUUUUCAUGUGACACAUUUUGCACAUUUAUUUGUUCAACACAGCCCCUCCCCACUCAGACUUAACCCCACAGAUAAUUUUGUCACUAUAAAGUUCCUAGAUAGUUUUAGUUAAGGUUUAAGAAUUAAGUGCCCAGACAAAAUGGAGACAUUGAACAAGAACGAGGCCAAAGAAAACUGUGUGUUCUCUUGGAGAAAUCUGUUAUGGCUGAGCAAAAUCUUAAUGGAGGAAGGCAACAGCAGAUUACUUGUAUUCUAAAUCAAAUAUUAAAUGUGAAUCUUUACAAUUAUGCGUAAGACUGUUAUUUUCAGCAUCUGCAGCCUAAAUCCCAGGUGGUAAAUAAAGAACAAUAUUUUGACCUCAUAGAUACCUACUCUAAAGAGCAUCUAGGCAACAGGUGCUUAGAAGCCAGAUGUCUGAUCUCACUAAGCAGACUGAUGCAGAUUGGUCUGUCUGUGGUUCAGAGUGAUUUUUGUGUAACUCCUUCUUUAGGAAGGCCUGCCAUGCUUUGUGACCUGUGAAGUGGAUGGCACAUCUCAUUUGCACUCCUCAGUACUAGACUGAAAGGUUUUCUUCCUCUAGAUGAGGUCAUGAAGCCAACAUGUCAUUUCCAGGCUGCUUUUACUGACAUCAGUAUAUGCUGCACUUAACUUUUUCCAGUCUCUCACUGUGGACUGCCAGGAGAGUAAUACAGCACUGGAUGUUGUUUUGCAUGCCAGUGUAUAUGUAUUUUUAUACCUUUGAUUUCAAUGGUGUUUUUAAUGGAAAUUAUUUUUAAUCGUAAUACCAUGGAUCAUAUUUUCGUUUUUUAAAUUAAUAUAGGUGCCUGCAACUAGAAGUCAAAAACUUCUACACUAUUUUUAAAAAAAAAAUUGGUAUUCAGGCUGAAGUAUUAACAGGUAUGCAGUUUUAUAUCAAAGUCCAAAAUCAACCUGUAAAUACCAGAUUUUUUCCAUGUAAUUACACAUCAGUCAAGAAGCCUUAGAAUUUGUACUUGCAGCAUUUUUUCUCAACAACAUACUAUCCAUGCAACCCUGCUAUCUAUAAAAUACCCAUCUCAAAAGAGCUUUGAAUAGCUUUUUAGAAACUCUUUAGUUUUAGUCUUUUAUUAUGCUGCAACAUAUUAAGAUCUGGCUUACAAUUCCUGUGCUUAAAGUCAACCUUAUUCUCUCUUCCUCUGCUCAUAGUAACUCCUGUAUGUGUUCUAAGCUUCCAGAAUGCAUAUUCACAGUACUUUCAAGAAAAACAUAGGACGAAGAAAAAGGCACCAAAAAAUUGUAUUUCAUAACUACAGUUCAUACCCAUGUCACGAUGUGCCAAGAGUUUUUAUUUUUUCCCCCAUCUUUGGUCAUUCCUUUGUUCCAUUGUUAACAUAUGUAAGGUUUUUUAGAAGAAAUACACAUGGAAAAAUAUUCUGUCUAGAAAGCUGCCUAAUGUUUCAGUCUUCCCAUUUAUGUAAGCAAAUAUUAAUCCAAAGACACUAUUAAAUAAUUUCAGACUAAAAUUUCUCAUAAGGCAGACAUGUUACAAACUGCACAGGGAACAUCUUUCAAGUUGUAAAUAUUUUACUUUAAAUCUUCUACUUGUCUCUUUGUUUCUGGGAACACACAAAUUCCGUGUUGUUCUUCAAUUAAUAAGGUUUUUUUGUUGUUUUUUUGUUUGUCUUUAAGUGAAAAGUACCUAAUACUUGCUACUCUAGAAAAAAGACCUACGGCAAAAAGACUCUCUCCCUUCAUUUCAGUAUUUGCCUAGUGGGAAAGACUGAUGUUAUAUAUGUAAAUUCUAGCUUCCUCAUACUGCUACAAUACUGUUAAAAUAUGAAUUUUAUAGUUACAGCUUUACCAAGACUGUCAUGCUUCACAGUGAGGAUGGUGUCAAGUGGUGUUUGCAUUAUAUGGAUCUGGUGUUGCAUUGCCUGCUGUUUAAAAACAGAUUGGCUCCUAUGCUUUUAAAAAACUUCAUCAAGAUCUCUGAUCAGAAGAGCAUGGCACAAGUUGAAAAAGUUCACUUUUGAGGGGAUUUUUUGGUUGUUUUGGGGAUUUUUUUAGUGCUGUGGAUAAUACUUGGGUACAACUACUACAGCUAAUAAACAGCCUCCAGUAAUACUGCAUUACUUUUGUACACUGUGAAGUGCCUAAUCAUGGGUGAUUCUGGUAUCCCUUGAAAUGGGGUUUGCUAUGAAAUUAUUUUUUUCAUACAGUUUUUGGCUUAUGUAAUGUCCAUGUGUGGUUUUGUGUUAUUAUGUAUUGGAGACAAAUAAGAUUUUAAAGAAAUUCCUCUUAUUUAAAUGGUAAUCUAACGACUUGGCCCAUAUCAGACUGAUACUUGAACACCCCUAAUUUAAAUUAGCACCACUCCCUCUGCCUCCUGCCACCUCUGCAUUGUUUUCUUUAUGACUGAGGGUAAGUAUUUACAAGAUUUGGAAUGGAUUUACUGACAAAGUUUUGUAGUGACACCUGGGUGUUAAUUACACCCCAGUCAUGCAGGCACAUGGGUGACUUCAGCCAGGUAAGUCGUUCUGCUUGGGCUCAGAAAGGCAGCACUGAAGGUCACUGAAUCCUUACGGAUUUGGAGCACAAACAGUACCAAAUGUGACACGGCUGACUAACACCAAGCUUCAAAAAGUUACACCUUGUAGAAUUUUGUGGCAGUCUGUUAAAGUAUUCAAUAGUGAAACCACCCUUACUUUAAAACUGCUUGCCCACCUUCAGAAAUGCAAGAGCUGAAGGUAGAACUGAAGGUAGAACUUGACUGGUUCAGCAAGGAAGUUAAAAGUGAGGAAACAACAGGCUUCUGCUCCUGAGUUAAUUAUACACUCUGCUUGUGAAGUGCUUGUAAGUUGAGAUGGUGUUGCUGAUUCAAAUCUACCAAAGGAAGCCUUCUGAGGAAGGCCUGUCACAGCACAUUGAGCUUUUAGCUCUAAAAAGUGGCUAUAUAAAUCUGUACUGUAUAUAGUACACUGUUUGGGAAAACCUGGUACAGUAAGCCUGCUAAAUAUUUCCUUACAUUAAUUGUAAAUUACGUUACGUUUUUUACUGUAGAGCAUUUAAGAAAGUGGUUUUGCCUUGCUCAGGCAGCAUUUUAUAUUAAUGUGAAAAUAGUAAGAAUUGGUUUGUCAUUUAAAUGCCUACAUUUCUUUAACAACAGUAAAUUUCACAAAAUUGAAGCAAGGUUAUACUUUCUUGUUCCCUGUUCAUUUCAUUGAAAAUGUUACAGUUUAACUCUGCUUUUAUAAUGCACACAUUAUUAAAAUGAAAUUUUUACCUAUUAGUUUCUCAUGGUAAUACCACAGCAAAUCUAAGAGAAACUGUGAUACCUGCUGAUUUUCAAGUGACCCCAUUAACUUGCUUGCCUUUGUAAAGCGUUAACCCAUGUUGGACAUAUAAUGUCUACUGCAGUGAUGAUGUUCCUAUAGUAUUUUAGCAUCCGUACAUGUACUCUGCAUGCCUUGCACUUGUGCACUGUAAAGGAUAGACUGUUUUACAGUACUUUAGGUUUAAAAAACCCCUUCCAUUAUUUUAUAUAGUAUUUCCCAUAUCCAAAAUAGGACACUUUCUAAAGCCAAAGAUCAAUAAAUGUUUAUUGUCUACCAGUGUGAUUUUUCUUCCUACUUUGUGUGAUAUAUACUACUUUUCAUCAACUUGCAAAAUUUCCAAAGAGCAAGUAAUAACCAGUCUUCCUACCAGUUUUUCUACUAGUUUAAAUUGCUUACUUCUUUUAGAAAUAAUUGAGUUGACAUUUAUUCCCUCCUUCUUUUCGGUGCAGCAGAAUAAAUAAUUUUUAAGUAUAAAUGCAGAUAGCAUCUUAUUCAUGUGA